Somion occarium is the source of this 1363-nucleotide messenger RNA. Lineage: Eukaryota; Fungi; Basidiomycota; Agaricomycetes; Polyporales; Cerrenaceae. The record is from the annotation of a GenBank genome assembly.
GACUUCGGAAGCUGUUCAAGUCUUGAUAGAAGCGCAAACUGCAUACAGCCUCUAUAAGAUGUUCUAUUCCGGAAUAACAGCUGUCUAUCUCACUCGAGAGCUUCACCACAGUCAUGUCUGCCUUACCGACUCCAGGCGAAGUACUGGGUUCCAGCGAAAUUGCGAGCUGUGUUGCUAUAGUCCUUUAUGGCAUAGUGGUCGUUCAAGCCUACGUAUAUUUCCUUCACUACAAGGAAGACCCAAGAUGGUUGAAAGGUUUGGUCGGCGCAGUGACUUUUUUGGAAACCUUGCAUAGCGUCUUGAUCAUCCACAUUCUUUACACGUUCGGUGUUACUGAUUUUGGACAUUUGGAGUUCGUUCAGAGUAUUACUUGGAGUGUUGCGGUUUCCCUGUUGAUUGAUCUUUGCAUAAUAGCGACCGUCCAAGGUUUCUACAUUCGUCGUAUCUGGAUUCUCAGCAAUCGUUCUAUUUGGUUGGUCGUCAUCCUGUCGACCAUCCUGUUUACACGGAUUUCUUUUGGAAUCGCGACUUUCACUCUAAUGUUGACUUUGGAUAAUUGGCUCUCUUUCCGACAAGAGAUUGGCCCAUUGUUCACGGUCGCCUUCGGGAUUGCACUGGCCUUGUUUAUGGACUUCUUGAUUGCCUCUGUACUUAUCUUCUAUCUCUUGCGCAAUCGUUCUGGACUUCGGAGGACGGAUCACAUUGUCACAUUCCUCAUUGCAUAUGCCGUGAAUACUGGUGCUAUCACAAUGGUUGUUUCGGCUGCAAUUGUGUUCACGUUUGUGUUCCUGAAAAGCAGUCUCCUGUUCGCCGGCCUCAACAUCGCCUCUGGCAAAUUAUACGCCAAUUCCCUUCUCGGGACUCUGAACGCCAGACAAAUCUUGCGGGAGCGUCAUGAUAUUCCGAGUGUUACGACGAACUACUUCUCCAAUGGAUCCCGAGCCAGCGACAUGGUUUUCAAGCAACCCAUUCGUGUCCAGAACAAGUCUGGGUCGAGGACCAUGGUGGAGUCUGCCACACAGCACAGCGACAUCGAGGAAAGUGGCCCAACGAAACACGACGUCUAUGUCGCUUGAUUCUAAGCUUCAUCUCCUCUGAAUGGGGCAACUGUCACUGUCUAGAAAUAGACUUUUUGGAGAACUUGGUCGUAUCACAUUGCUGGUCAUUCUCUUCCUCUUGCGUGUAUAAAUAAAGAUACGAAGCGGACUGUACCCGAUAUAUGUUUGUUGCCAACGGGGCUACCUGAGGAAAUAAACUCAAGAGUUAUCCAGCUGACGUAUUCAAAGCUAAUUAUAAUUUGCAGUGCCGUUCAUCGCAGACUUGCAGUUCCAGACAAUGGGGACACGAUGCAGCAUCGUAACCA